This is a messenger RNA of Sphenostylis stenocarpa, 182 nucleotides long. The record is from the annotation of a GenBank genome assembly. Lineage: Eukaryota; Viridiplantae; Streptophyta; Magnoliopsida; Fabales; Fabaceae.
UCACCCGCACCCCUCUUUCCCGAGCACCCCUCACUGAGCUCCAUUUUCAAUCUUCCUCAACCAUUCACUUGAACUCCACAGCCCUAGCUGACGCUAACACCUUUUCCCUCACCUCCUUUGCGGCCUCUGCAUCCCAGCGAAGCCCUAGACGUUAUCACCCCAACCCAACCGCAGAGGCCUAA